AUGUCGAGCGCGGACAAGAAGGGCCGUCGCGCCCCCAAACGCGCCAAGAAGCAAGCCGUGGAGGACGACGAACCGGAUCUCGACCAAGAACGCCGCCAAGAACGCCUGCGCGCAGCUCUUCGCGUAGGGUUGGUUGGCAAACGUCAAGUGGAGGCUACCAAUACAGCCAUCCAAGAGGCCCUGGGAUCGAGCGGAGGCCUCAGCGCCUGCUCGGGUGUGGACGUGGUGCGCCCUCGUACUAACAAACAGCGCUUUCUCUUUGCCUUUCCCGGUUAUCUACCCCUUGAUCUCGCCAACGAUAAGCUUGGGGAGGUCUACAAUCUUGACACGAACAUGCCCAGCAUGAGUCUUCACACUGCUCAGGGGCACGUUCGGCUUGAGGGAGUGCUGGCCUAUCCCAAGCGCAACAUUCUAACAUUGGAACAGCACAACAAUCUGAUCAAGUGCAACAAUCAAUUUGAUUGCGUGGUCUUGUUCCCAGAAAUACACCUGGAUCCCGAACUGCAAGACGACCCACAUUCGCUGUACCCACUCGCGUCGUACCGGGGUUCUAUCGUCUCACCCGUGCGGGUUUGUGCACCAAAGCUGAGCGGUCUUGAGCUGCAGGAGUUACAUGGUACCCAGGGCACACUGGUUGGCACGGCAAGCACCGCCGAGAGCCUGCCGGCUUCACAAGAAAGCGAGGGUGAUUCUCAGCUGGAGGCACACGAGGACGAGGACGGGGACGGGGACGGAGACAGCCUUUCGGGCUCCCAGCGCCGCUCCAGCCGCCGCCGCUCCCGCGUCAACUAUGCUGAAGGAAAUGCCGAAGAUGAUGUGCAGAUUGAGGAGGAGGAUGGUAAUGCUCAAGAGGACGACACAUCAGCAACGCCGCAGUCCAGCACACGCCGGACGCCAGUCCGUCGCUCGACUGCACCCCUUCGUCCGAGCCGCGCGCCGGUGCAAGCUGAGGACAGCGAGGCUGAAGAUGACGCAACAGUGGUGGUUGAAGACGAUGAGGGUGACGAUGGGGACGACCCCAACGAUGCCGACUUUGACCCUGGAUCGGCUGGCAAAAGCAAAGGUCGUGCGGCCAGUAGCAAGACCACCACGCCGGCACGGCGAGCGCGCUUUUCCCAAGCCAAAGCUCGUCGCUCAGCGCACCCCGACGAGGUGGAACCAGCUGACGAGAUUGCCUUGAACUCGGGCCGAUCUGCGCCACCUCUCCGGGUCGUGGUGGCACCAACGCGCCCCCGGUCCACUUCGACCCGCAACACCAAAGGUCGUGGUCCCGCCGCUGCCCCUGGCGUACAUAUCCAGCUCAGUGAUAGUGAGGAUGAGGACACCCCGACCCCUCGGGGUGCUGGUACGGCCAAACGAAGCAUUUCCCAGGCGCCACAUGCUGCUGACGACUCGGAGGCAGAUAGCGAUGUGGAACUGGCCGAGGAGCAACGCUCGCCUUUUCGCCGCAGGCAUCACGCUGUUCAACAAAGCCCCUCAGUGCGCGGUUCCCUGUGCCUCUUGCGCAUCAUGGCAGCACCGGGCGAGGAUGAUGGGCUGAAGCUCAAGGCCUUUCUGGCACAUGUGAAUCAAGUGGCAGCGGAUGACAGCCAGUGGACCAGUGAGCGACAGAUUGAGCGCUUACUGCGCCCGGGCAAGAAGUACCGCAAUCUCAACCCGUAUGAGGUCCUGCAGGUGCCCUGGGAUUGUGAGGACAGCGUGAUUAAGAAGCAAUACCGCAAGCUCUCCAUCUUGCUUCAUCCAGACAAGAAUCGAGGCAACCCCGAGCAGGCGCAGGAGGCAUUCGAGGAGGUCAACAAGGCCAAGCAGAUGCUGGACGAUCCAGAGAAGAUGGGCUGGGUCAACAUGAUUCUGGAAGAGGCACAACAGAGCUUUCCAUACUUGUCUCACUCUUGUGACCUGACCCGGCACCACCAGCUGACGCAGCGACGCAAGGAGGCCAAGAAAAAGGGUGAAAAACUGCCCGAAGACCUCUCACAGGAACAGUACAACGAGUCCUUUCGGCGGCACACCAUGAAAAUGUUUGCGGAGAAGCAGAAAGAGCUGGAGGAUCAAGUAAAAUUUGACCAGGAGCAAAAGCGGCGAUUGGCCGAGGAGAAGGAAGCACUAAAAGAGGCCAGAAAGGCCAAGGCAGAGUAUGAAAAGGCAUGGGCGGCGGGACGUGAUGCGCGCAUGGACGCUUGGGCCAAGUUUGAGAAAGCCAACAAGGCUGACGAGAAGAAGAAGAAAAAGAAAGAAAAGAAGAUCAAGAGCCACUUUCGCCCGCCCAAGCACAAGAUGGAGCAACGCGAUUAG
Messenger RNA from Monosiga brevicollis MX1, 2295 nucleotides. RefSeq lists its product as uncharacterized. NCBI's taxonomy places the organism in Eukaryota, Choanoflagellata, Craspedida, Salpingoecidae. Bases 1 to 2295 code for a protein of 764 amino acids. The record is from RefSeq and is a predicted model, not a curated record. The transcript has 17 exons. Gene Ontology annotation, cellular component: nucleus.